AUGGAAAAUGAAAUACAAGAAAUUCAACAGAACAUUCCAGAUAUUAUGAAUGUCUUAGCAAAUAUGACUGAAUUCAAUUAUUAUGUCCUCAUUCCUUUUAAUGACGCAGAAUCAGUCCAGCCUUUGGUGACAACGAAUCCGUAUAAAUUGAUGGACUCCUUGAAUGAGCUCCGAGGGUCUGGAGGUAAAGAAUGUCCAGAAGAUUCUUUAUCUGCCAUACAAAAAGCUUUAGAAAUAAGCGAACCGGAAUCAUAUAUAUUUUUAUUUACUGACGGGAAUGCAAAAUAUGUGCAUCAAUUGUGGACUAUCGAAAACUUGUGCCGAGAGACUAGGAGUCAGAUCGUCAUAUUCUUGACUGGCAGUUGUUCUGAUAGAGAUCCUGGCGGUGUGGGACAUAUCGACGUAUACUAUCACAUUGCAAGAUCAUGCUCCGGUACUGUAUUUAACAUCGCUGCGGUGAACAUAAGAAAGGCCUUCAAGUAUAUAAGAAAUAUUGUGAAGACUGAUUACAACCGUAUCGUAAACCACGAACCGUUUGCCGGUUACAAAGAAUUCAACGUGGUUCGUGUAUCGAACCUUAAAACUGGAACGUAUAGAGCAACCGCCAGAUCUCAAGGAUCAGCCUACGUCACAUUCUAUAUGAGAAACAAAUUGAGAUUCGAAUAUGGGUUCUCACCUAUGUUUCCAAACUCAUUAAAAGAGACCUGCCUACGACCGAUGCCUGGCCGGACAAAUUACAUAUUAAUAGCAUUACCAGAAAUUGAAAAUUUGAAAAUAAAUGAGGCAUUAUUGGAUUUCGUCGGCAGCAACCUAACAAAACGUGUUAUGUUGUAUGAACACCCCACCCGUAAGGGAUGUUACACGAGCAGUGUCCUUCUGGAGCCUGGUAAAGCAUUUAGAAUGACGAUUAUAGGCAAAAACAUCACGACAUACAGUGAUAUAACAGGAUCGACCAUCAUUAUUCAAACACAAAACCAAAAUAUACAAGCGAAAUAUUCGUCGCCGACUUCAGAAAUAAUACAACCUGACACAGCUUUAAUUGAUUACGAGACUAAUGCGACGUUAGUUUGCAAAGUCAGAGGUUACCCGAAACCACAAAUAUGGUGGGAAGAUGAAAACAGAAAUACUCUUAAGUCUGAGGUUAGUGCAUAA
Messenger RNA from Diatraea saccharalis (sugarcane borer), 1152 nucleotides. NCBI's taxonomy places the organism in Eukaryota, Metazoa, Arthropoda, Insecta, Lepidoptera, Crambidae. The record is from the annotation of a GenBank genome assembly.